GCAGCAAAAGUUUCACAGAUGUGAAGAGAGUGCCCACCACAACUAUAAGCUCCACUUCAAAUUGCGGUGACUACGCGAUCCAAGAAAACGCUCAGCUGAGCCUUUUUUAUUCACAGAUUUCUUAUAAAUCGGAGUUUUCUUUUACCGUUUCGAAUAUUGUAUAAAUAGCGCACUACGACGGUUCAUUUUACACCUCAUUACAUCCAGAAUGGUGCAAAUUUUCGCGGCCACGUACUUCUCUGACCCAAAAAUCUGGGAAUCACAAAAAUUGUAACAUGUUGCUGAAAUUUUAAUAUUUUCUGACGACAAUUAGUUGAGUAUCUAUAAGAUUUCCGAAUUCUUCAAUGAAAGAAACGAUCCACCUAAAUUCCGAAAUAUUUGAUUCACUAGCUUCUAAUGAUAGAGGAAAAAAAUUCAGUAGCUGACUUGGUUGAUAAAAGCAGAUUUUGACAAGCUCUUACACGCUUAAACUCACUAUUACAAGUAUUAGCAGCAAUCAAUUACUAAUUUAGAGAUACACUAAUCACAUCUCAUAAUCUGCCGGUGAACUAUUUAUACUGCAGUGGUGAAAUCAGUUUGGAAUGUGUGUUAUGUUAUGAUGUGACGGUUCGAGAAGUGUCAAUCUGCCUUAUUUUUCUUUUCGAAGUUUCCAAGGAAUUCCACUACCAAAAAUGUUCUACAAUGUAAUUACCCUGGUAUUCGUAAUCCACUGUGCAUUUAUUAGUCUCGCAACGACUUGCAAAUGUUUCUCAACUGAUGACGAUCAUUACAAAUGUCAUUUUUCAACCAGAACACCGUACAGGUACAUUGCCAACUAUAAUGAUUCAAAAAUAAACUAUCCAGGAUGUACUGAGAAAAAAAUAUGGUUGAUGAUUCGUCAUGGAACACGUUUCCCUGGCAAAAAAGAUUCAUCCCAAAUGAUCGAGGAGCUUCCAAAGUUACGGCAGCUAAUAUUGGACCGUUAUGAAUGCAAUGAAUCUAAGAUUUCUGAACAGGCAUACCAUGAUCUUGCUAAAUGGAGACUUGACUUGAUCAAAGCUGAUACGAUGAAACUAACCGAGGAAGGCGAAAGGGAGUUAAUAGAUCUCGCUGAAAGGAUUCAAUCCCGAUUUCACACCCUAUUACCUGAAAUAUACAAUAAUAGCACCUACAAAUUAAAAUAUACUCACACACAACGAGCGGAGGAAAGCGCAAAGCAUUUUACGAUCGGCUUAUUCGGUCAGAGCGCGGCUCAAAAAGUUUGGUACCAUCCGGCUGAGCACAAUGAUAUUGUACUUCGAUCUUACAAAAAUUGUGAUCGUUGGAAGUCAGAAGUUAAACAUAAUCCAAAAUCUACCGAACAGAUGCGCAUGUUUAUAAACAGCAAUGUCUUCAACGAAACACUGGAUGAAAUGUCUCAAGUUCUUGGAUUUGUAGUUGAUUAUGACACGGCCUACCUAAUCUAUUUGACUUGCGGAUUUGAGACCGCAUGGAAAAAAGAUGCCAAUUCACCGUGGUGCCGGUUUCUCUCACUUAGCAACUUUCAGGUGAUAGAAUAUGCCAGGGAUUUGAGCUAUUUUUGGAAUGAUGGUUAUGGGUUUGAACUCAAUCACCGGCAAGCCUGCCCGGGCCUUCGCGAUGUUUUUCAAUUCUUUCAAGCGGAAUCAGAGCUGAAAGCCGCCAUUCAUUUUUCGCAUUCCGGCACUAUUUUGAAAUUGGCUUCUCUUUUGGGACUAGCCAAAGAUGCAACUAAAUUGCGGCAUGAUUCAUUUCAACUACACCAAAAUCAUCGAGCCUGGAGAGUCAGUCGCAUUGAUGCAUUCGCCUCGAAUAUAGGAUUCGUUUUAUACGAGUGCCAGCGAGAUGGUCCUAGUAUUCUGACCAUGCAUCAAGAACGAGUUGUGCAAAUUCCGGGAUGUCCUGAAAACGGACCUUGUCCAAUUUCUAUUUUUGAGAAAAUAUUCUCUCAGAGCAUAAACCACUGUGACUUCAAAAAGAUUUGUACUUUGUGAUUUAACCACUAUCAUAAUUUUAGGACCACUGACUUAUAACGUAAUUUAAAGAAUGAAGUAACUGAAUCUAAUACGAAUAGCCAUAGAUAAGGAUUUCAUUGCAAAAACGCAUAAACUACGCAUUCGCUGCGUACUAAAUUUUGUAUAUUUCUAUAGGUAUACAUCAGGUAUUUUAUAUUUGAAACUGGCUCAUUGUCAUCAUAAACGUCGUCACUCAUUUUUCAUUCGUUUCUCAAUAAAGUAGAUUUAUUAAGUAUAUAGAAUCACGUUCAGUAUUGAAGUGAAAGUUUUUUAUAACUAUAGUUACGAUUAGACGCAUUAGAAGAAGAGGAGACAUUGGUAGAAUGUUAAUGAA
Molecule: messenger RNA, 2346 nt
Organism: Neodiprion fabricii
Lineage: Eukaryota; Metazoa; Arthropoda; Insecta; Hymenoptera; Diprionidae
Product: multiple inositol polyphosphate phosphatase 1-like
Exons: 9
Coding region: 672-1991 (439 amino acids)
Molecular function (GO): acid phosphatase activity; inositol phosphate phosphatase activity
Source: RefSeq, a predicted model, not a curated record